AAUUAUCCAGAGUCUGAAAGCAAUUCAAAUCAGGAAAAGAAGUUGAGAGAAUCGGUAAAUCGAUCGAAAUGUCAGGUUCACGAUUAGAGUACCAGAACUCCGGCAUGCUUUCAAGAGACCAGCUGCUUCAUCUCUUCGAUCGAUUUGCUUUUCUCACCUCUCAACCUGAUGUGAAAACACGGAUUGCAGGUGCAGUGAACAACGACAAUCAGGAAGCAGUUGCUGUCACCACUGCAAUACAGGAGGAAAUAUUUGUGGAAAUGGGGAUUGAUCCAAGAUUUGGGUUAGCUUGCUUGGGAAAAGUAAACAUGGUUUAUGAAAAUGACCAGGAUUUGAUGAUUCGAUUUUAUGGCUUUGUUUUCAGGGAAGAAUUGGCUUGUGAUGAAGCUGAGCUCGGACCUGAGAAUUUUAGUAAGAAAAUGGAAAUGCAACACAAGUUACAUGGACGGGAACUUGAGAUGCUAAAGUACAUGCGCAAAUUUCCUCAUGAUGAUCAAUCAGCUAUACUGGACAAGUUGCGUGAGCAGAUGGAGAUGGGCAACUUUGAAGAUGGGUCGUCGGUUUUGUCAGAGGAGGAUAUCCAAAAGGUAUUGUUGAAAUGAUAAAGAUCCAAGUAUAAAAACUCUUAUCUACUGUCAAAAUGGUGUAACAGUGUGCAAUUGGAGUUGUAGAAUAUCACACACCAUUUACUUUUAGCAAUUGUUUUCGGAUAAGAGUAAAGAUUGAUGAUAACAGGGUUAAAAGAGAGAAAUACAUUGAUUGAUUGAUU
Molecule: messenger RNA, 769 nt
Organism: Impatiens glandulifera
Lineage: Eukaryota; Viridiplantae; Streptophyta; Magnoliopsida; Ericales; Balsaminaceae
Exons: 7
Coding region: 69-602 (177 amino acids)
Source: RefSeq, a predicted model, not a curated record